This is a messenger RNA of Cyclopterus lumpus (lumpfish), 2499 nucleotides long. It is a transcript of the gene trmt2b, whose product is annotated as tRNA methyltransferase 2 homolog B. Gene Ontology annotation, biological process: RNA processing. The record is from RefSeq and is a predicted model, not a curated record. Lineage: Eukaryota; Metazoa; Chordata; Actinopteri; Perciformes; Cyclopteridae. The transcript is spliced from 2 exons. Bases 235 to 1728 code for a protein of 497 amino acids. Gene Ontology annotation, molecular function: tRNA (uracil(54)-C5)-methyltransferase activity, S-adenosyl methionine-dependent.
CCCCGGGACGCACGGAGAUGACGUGUAGAAGCGACCUGGCUCUCAAAUAAUACGUCGUAACAGUUAAACGGACCCGCCAGCAUGCCCUUCGUACACCCGACAGAAAGUAGGGGUUUAAACUGUGAUACCUAAAGUCAGUGGUGUUCAUUUUAUACAUAUAGCUGCUCUGGUCGUCUUUGGGAUACCAGCUGACACUUCCAGAACCAUCCGCCAUUACAGCGACUUAAAGUGGAAAUGGCUUUGGCAGCUUUACACGGCAGGUCAGUUAUAUUUGCCAAACGUAAUAUUCUGUAUAACGUUACAGUGAGGCAAACACGUCUGUUGUUUUCAACUAAUGACACUAUCUCAGAUGGCCAAGGGAAACCACCAUCGAAGAAACAGCUGAGAAAAAGUCAGAAGAAACCUCCCUGUGCGGAUCAUCUGUCCUGGGAAGAAAGGCUGGCUGAUGUGGUCACUCCUCUGUGGAGGCUGAGCUAUGAUGAGCAACUAGAGCUCAAGCAAAAGCGUCAGGAAAUGAUACUGUCUCAGCUCUCCGUGCAUCUCACAGGUGACUUACAAUCACAAUCAUCACCUGUCAGAAGUAAAACCGGCUUCCCUGUCUUGCCUGUUCUGCCAUCGCCAGUGAGGGAUGGCUACCGCAACAAGUCCACGUUUUCUGUUAACAGAGGAGUGGAUGGAAAUACAAAGACAGUUGGUUUUUACGUGGGCACAGGCAGGAAGGGAAACAUCGUCUGCGUCAACGGAGACCACCUGCUCAACGUGCCGGAGAAGCACAAACUGGUAGCCAGGUGUUAUCAGGGAUUCAUCCGUCUCUCGCCCCUGGAGCCUUGCCUGCUGUUCCACACUGGGGGUCACUGGAGAGAGGUCACAGUUAGGACCAACACAGAGGGCCGGACCAUGGCAAUAGUGUACUUUCAUCCACAGGCGCUCACCCGAGAAGAGGUGGCAGUCCACAAGGCUGACCUGGUGGAAUACUUUACGCUGGGGCCGGGAUCGGUCUGUCAGUUGGACUCACUGCUUUUCCAGGAGACCACCAUGACUCGCUGCACUCACGAGGAAUCCCCAUACCAGCUCCUGCAUGGUCAGCCACACAUAUACGAGGAGGUGCUGGGCUACAAAUUCCGCAUUUCUGCCGAUGCCUUUUUCCAGGUGAACCAGACAGCUGCUGAGGUGCUAUAUAGCACAGUGAGACACCUGUGCUUCCCAAACCCUGACGAUGGUGGAGGAGGAACAAAAGUUGGUGGUACUCUCCUGGACGUGUGCUGUGGGACAGGCACCAUCGGCAUCACCAUAUCGCCCAGAGUGGACAGAAUUAUUGGUAUAGAGCUCAUCGAACAGGCCGUGGAAGAUGCUCGACACAACGCAGCUCUCAAUGAAGUGCUGAACUGUGAGUUUAUCCCUGGGAAGGCGGAGGUUGCGCUUCCUGGCGUUAUGUCCCAGUUGAGCUCCGAAGGUGGAGGCCUUGUUGCAGCUGUGGUAAACCCUGCUCGAGCUGGACUGCACCACAGAGUGAUCCGAGCUUUGCGAAACCAACCUGCUAUCCGCAGGCUGGUCUAUGUUUCCUGUAAACCGGAUGGGGAGGCCAUGAGGAACUUCAGGGAGCUGUGUUGUGCCCCUGACCCCCAGAAGAAACUCACAGGAGAGGCCUUUUCUCCAACACUAGCUGUGCCUGUGGACAUGUUCCCACAUACUCCUCAUUGUGAAGUGGUGCUUCUUUUUGAGAGGUAGCAGGGUAUUUUUGUUCAGAGGAGGGCUUCAACCCAUCAACAACUCGGGUUGCUAAUGGGGGCAUUGAAUAAUGAUGUAUGCCAAAUGAUAAUGGAUUAUUUUACAUCCGUGGUUCACCCACACGGGUGUUUUCACUCAUCUGCUUGAUUAAAUCUCCUUUCAGGACUCUGUUUUAGGGCAGUUAUUCAUUUUUUCAUAAAUCUUCUGAUUAAUCUUUUGCUGUAUAACAUCUGAAAAUAGAGUGCAAGGUGGUGCUUUCAAGUUGCUUGUUUUUCACAAAACCAACAAUCCUAAACUCAUAUAUAUCAUUUUACAUUGAUUUAUAAUGAGUUUACACAUUUAAAAAGUUGGAGCGAUCAAAUAUUGCUGCCAUUUCUUUCUGUCUUUCUACAGAUCGAGUAAUCUGCAUUACUGCGUGAGCAUGUGCUGAUUUGACUGAUAAUGGAGAAAAUGUACACCUUUAUUGAUCUGGUUAGUUCAUGAAGUUUGGGGUUUAAUACAAUCUGACAGAUUAUGCAGCCGAUGGACAGUAGAGGUGACAGAGUUGAGUCAAUGCAUCCAUUACACAGUGGGAAUACAUUAUAAACUUUACAACGGUUACAUUUGCUCCUGGGCUAUCGCAUUGGAUUUCAUUAUAUUGUGUUAGAUGUCCAUAUUAUUGUGUCCACCUCCCGUCGUAGGUUGUAGUAUUUCUCUUCGUCUGCCUUGUAGUCGCUGUAUUUGUGCAGCAGAUGGUGCUAAUACAACUUCUUUAGAGACAUCCUUUUUAGG